AUUCUACAGUUUGAAUUCUGAAUCGCUAUCGCGUGCAGACUUGCCGAUCCAAUCACUCUCCGCUCAGAAAUUGUCGGUUCACUAAAAUCUUGAAGCUUACCACCAACGACAAAUUUGAGUUUGCUAUCCAGAUUUAGUGAAGAACCCCAACAAACUUCAAGAUUUUAUAUCGGGGCAGCGGAAAGAUGACCGAUCGUGCAAAUACCACAGGACAUAAUUGCCAAUCAUGCGAUCGUCCGGAUGCGGCAGAAGAAGAAAUGGUGCAGUGUUGUCGUUGCCAGCUAUGGGAACAUUUCGGCUGUGCAGCUGUUGACGAACGGAUCAAGGAAGCUGGCGUUCAAUUCAUCUGUAAGAGGUGUAUCGCCACGAUGGGAGCUUCGACGUCAACAGUGCAUAGGAAAACACAGAAACCUAAUGCCUCUGUCAAAGGAUCGAAAGCUGGAUCUAAGAGGAGCAAAAAACCUACGAACAAUCCAGAAAGUGUGACUUCUAGUGUUCGGGCUGCACUUCUCGAAGAGCAGCUGAAGAUGAUUGAAGAAGAGCGACAACUCAAGGAACAGGAGCUGGAAGAACAGAAAGAGCUCAAGCGGCGCGAAUUGGAAGAAUCAGAGCGCCAAUUGCAGGAGAAGAAAAAGUUUGCGGAAGAAGAAAAACGUCUCCGCGAACAACAGUUGCGUGAGGAGUCUGCUAUGAAGUUGAUGCAACAGAAAAUAAGACGAGAAUCCUUGGAGAAGCGAAAUGAAAUCAUUCGACAACUUGCGCAGACAAGCAGCAGGAGUGGAUCAAUGCCCGAUUCGAACGAAAAGGUUAAGGACUGGUUGGCAGAACAGGCGGAAGUAAACGAACAUCCUCCGAUCGGCGUUUCAUCGGUAGCAGCAAAACUAGAUGCAUUGCAGCUGCACCCACCGGCGAUUGUAGAAGCGCUACCUGCAGUAAAUGAUAGCGAUAACGUGACGCGGCAUUCAAACAGUUCCCCUCCAAUCCCUGCGCUUGGGCAAGCUGGUCCCAUUUCGCCACCACCACCUCUCCCAUCUAAUGAACGUUAUGGCCAAUCCGUUAGUCUCUCUCAGCAGCAAAUCGCCGCUCGGCAAGUAUUGGGCAAGGAGCUUCCCACUUUCAACGGGAAUCCUGAAGACUGGCCCAUCUUCAUCAGCUGCUAUGAGCAGUCAACAGCCACCUGUGGCUAUUCGGACGCGGAAAAUCUGAUCCGCCUUCAACGGUGCCUGAAGGGGCACGCCUUAGAAUCGGUCAGGAGUCGAUUGCUUUUGCCAUCGAGCGUGCAGCACGUUAUCCAGACUCUGCGCACUUUGUACGGCAGGCCCGAACUUUUGAUACGGAGCUUGAUGCAAAAAAUUCAUCAAGUACCGGCUCCACGGCCCGACCGCCUGGAGACACUUAUGCAGUUCGGACUCUCAGUCCAAAAUUUGGUGGACCAUUUGAAAGCAGCUGGCCACCAGAAUCAUCUCGCAAACCCGGUUCUCAUGCAAGAAUUAGUGGAAAAGCUUCCAGGCUCGAUGCGCCUGGACUGGGCUGUCUUCAAAAAUAAACACCAUCCAGCAAAUUUGGCAACCUUUGGCGAAUUUAUGUCGGGACUCGUAACAGCGGCGAGCGAGGUAACCUUUGACCUUCCGGAGUUCGACAGCACUGACAGAGGAGAUAAGCGGAAACCGAAGAAUAGCGGUAUUAUCCAUACCCACUCAGCCGGUCUAGAUUCUUCAGCGGGGCCUGCGGUAGGGGAAGUAGCGAAGACUUACAAACAGCCAGGUAAAUUAUGUGUAGCAUGUGGACGUAGCGGGCAUCGUGUGGCCGAGUGCGCCCAGUUUAAAGCAGCCAGCGUGGACGAACGCUGGAAACUGGUCCAGUCAAAGGGGCUAUGCAGAACGUGCCUGAACAGUCAUGGCAAGUGGCCUUGUCGAUCAUGGUCCGGUUGCGAAUUUGAAGGGUGUCGGCAUAGGCACCAUACUCUUCUCCAUUUCUCUUCAUCUUCCCCUAGUCGUGUGAACAUUUCCGCAAGUCACGUGUCUUCCGGAGAGCUAAAUUGGCCACUUUUUCGGGUGAUACCUGUAGUGUUGUACGGAAGGCAAACAUCGCAAAUAACAUUUGCCUUUAUUGACGAGGGGUCUUCGUAUACUCUGCUGGAAGAGUCUGUUGCCCAACAGUUAAAUGUAAAUGGUCCAACGGAACCGUUAACUCUUCAGUGGACCGGGAAUGUAACUCGAAUCGAGUCGAAAUCACGGCAUAUCAAACUGGAUAUCUCCGGCAAAAAUAGUACUUCUCGCUUCGACUUGAACCAUGUCCGAACGGUUCGUCACCUGUUACUCCCUUCACAAACACUCAAGUACAAAGAUCUUGCGCGUCGCUUUCCUCACCUGAGAGGUCUCCCACUGGAAGACUACGAACUCAUUCAGCCUCAAUUGCUAAUUGGUUUGGACAAUCUUCGACUGUGCGUGCCACUGAAGCUUCGCGAAGGAGGGCCGCUGGAUCCGAUUGGCGCAAAAUGUAGAUUGGGAUGGAGCAUCUACGGCUGUAUUCCCGGGCGAACAUCGACUGCAGGAGUCGUAAAUUUCCAUGCUGGCACGGUGUCCAAUCCUGACAACGAGAUGAACGAACAACUACGAGACUUCUUCGCAUUGGAGAACGCAGGCAUUAUUGCACCGGUCGACGUGCUGGAACCAGAAGACGAAAAGCGCGCUCGACUGUUGCUGAAGAGCACCACUCGGCGUAUUGCAUCCGAAAAUCGAUACGAAACCGGAUUACUAUGGAGCACAGAUAACCCGAAUUUCCCUGACAGUUAUCCGAUGGCAGUGCGCCGUAUGGUGGCCCUCGAGCGAAGAUUCGAACGUGAACCAGAACUGGGCGAGAAGGUGCGUGCACAUGUCGCCGACUACGAGAGGAAAGGGUAUGCGCAUAAGGCCAAACUGGACGAGCUCACCUCUGUAGAGACAGAUCGUGUGUGGUACCUACCACUUGGCAUCGUUACCAACCCCAAAAAGCCCGGGAAAGUUAGGUUGAUUUGGGACGCAGCAGCAAAAGUGGAUGGAGUGUCUUUCAAUUCGAGACUUCUCAAAGGCCCUGAUCUCCUAACUCCACUUCCUCAAGUUUUAUGCCAAUUUCGUCAGUUUCCGGUAGCAGUGUGUGGUGACCUAAUGGAGAUGUUCCACCAAAUUAAAAUACGCUCUCCAGAUUGUCAAUCUCAACGUUUCGUGUUCCGCAAUCACCCAACAGAUCCCCCUCAAAUUUAUGUGAUGGACGUAGCUACAUUCGGCGCCACCUGCUCACCUGCUUCGGCACAACACGUGAAGAACUUGAAUGCUCAAGAGCAUGCCAAGGAAUUUCCACGAGCAGCUGCAGCCAUCACAAAUAACCACUACGUGGAUGAUUAUUUGGAUAGCUUCAAGACGACCCGAGAAGCGAUAGAGGUGAUCAACGAAGUUAAAAUUGUGCAUUCCCUGGGAGGAUUCACACUGCGUCACUUCUUGUCCAAUGAAGCAGAUGUACUACACGGCAUUGGAGAACUUCCGGAGGAAUCAACAAAGAUGCUAUCCCUGCAGCGAGGCGAGAAGACUGAAUCCGUGCUCGGUAUGAAAUGGCUUCCGAAAGAGGACGUUUUUGUUUAUUCCGUCGCACUGCGAGAUGAUCUCUCGAAAAUUCUGGUGGACGAAUACGUACCAACUAAGAGAGAAGUGCUCAAAGUUGUAAUGAGUCUGUUCGACCCUCUGGGUUUUAUUUCGUUCUUCCUAAUCCACGGAAAGAUCUUGAUUCAAGAUAUUUGGGCCAGAGGAACCCAGUGGGAUGAGAAGAUUACGGAAGAUCUCUACGUGCGAUGGCGACAAUGGACCAGCCUGUUCGCUGAACUAGGCACCCUGCGCAUACCGCGCUGUUAUUUUCAUUCUCCAUUUCCGGCCAACUUUGAAACCCUACAACUACACAUCUUCGUUGAUGCCAGCGAAGCAGCGUACUCCUGUGUGGCGUAUUUUCGUUUGGAAGUAGGGGAAACUGUGCGAGUAGCAUUCGUCAGCUCCAAGACCAAAGUUGCUCCACUCAAGACGAUAUCGAUUCCCAGGCUCGAAUUGAAGGCUGCUGUACUUGGUACGCGUAUGCUGAAUACUAUUAAGGAUCAGCACACCUUUCCUAUCGCUCGCCAAAUCAUUUGGAGUGAUGCCGGUGUGUGCCUCGCCUGGAUUCGAUCCAAAAAUCAUCGUCGAUAUCACCAAUUCGUCUCCGUUCGUGUGGGCGAAAUCCUGAUGGCGACCGAUCCGCAAGACUGGAGAUGGAUACCUUCAAAAAUCAACGUCGCGGAUCUGGCAACCAAAUGGAAGAACGGUCCGCAAUUGAGCAUGGAUAACCCAUGGUUUGAAGGCGUAGAAUUCCUACACAAAUCCGAAGAACAGUGGCCCGAGGAGCGACCACUACCAGAUACCAGCGAAGAGCUUCGUUCUGCACAUUUCCAACUAGGCCACUUUGCUCCACCGAUCGACAUCUCACGGUUCAGUUCGUGGACUAGAUUACACCGAGCCACCGCGUAUGUUCUGCGCUACAUCGACAACCUUCGCCGGAAGAAGUCUGGUCAACAAUUAGAACUCGGCGGGCUGCAUCAGGACGAGCUGCAGCGAGCUGAACGUGCUUUAUGGAGUUUGGCUCAGUUCGAGGCGUACCCCAACGAGAUUGCUGUACUUUCCAAGUCCCAAGGUUCACCGGAUGAUCGACACCGUAUUGUCAAGAAGUCUAGUCCAAUAUACCGUACCUGGCCUUUCCUGGACAACAAUGGGAUUCUUCGUAUGCGAGGCCGAAUAGGUGCUGCACCAUACGCACCGACGGAAGCUAAGUUCCCGGCAAUCCUCCCCCAUCGUCAUCCACUAACUGUUCUUAUUGUAGACUGGUAUCAUCGUCACUUUCGCCACGCUAACCGAGAAACCAUUGUUAACGAGCUACGACAAAGAUUUGAAAUCGCCAACCUCAGAGCACUUGUGCAAAAAGUUGCGAAAAAUUGCAUGUGGUGUCGAGUGACAAAGGUUUCGCCAAAAACCCCAGCCAUGGCACCACUACCAGAGAUGCGACUGGCAUCAUUUGUCCGACCCUUUACAUUUGUUGGGCUCGACUACUUCGGACCGGUGCUUGUCAAGGUGGGCAGAAGCAAUGCGAAGCGAUGGGUGGCCCUCUUCACCUGCCUGACAAUUAGAGCCGUGCACUUAGAAGUUGUCCAUUCGCUGAGUACCGAAUCCUGUAUUAUGGCAGUACGACGCUUUGUCGCACGACGAGGACCACCAAGAGAAUUCUGGACGGACAACGCAACCUGCUUUCAAGGGGCGGGUAACGAGUUGAAAGCAGAGAUCGAAGCCAAAACCCGAGCUCUGGCACUAACAUUCACGAGUGCUCAGACGAGCUGGAAGUUCAUUUCCCCAUCCACUCCUCAUAUGGGUGGAGCAUGGGAGAGGCUCGUCCGCUCGGUGAAAGUGGCGAUUGGAGCGAUGCUGGAAGCACCCCGCAAGCCAGAUGAUGAGACCAUGGAGACGAUUCUCUACGAAGCAGAGGCCAUGGUAAACUCUAGGCCACUCACCUACAUCCCAUUGGAAUCUGCUGAUGAAGAGGCGUUGACACCCAACCACUUUAUACUUGGCAGUUCCAACGGAGAAAAACUCCUACCUACAGAACCCGUGGAUCAACGAACAACUCUUCGUAGUAGCUGGAAACUAGCCCAAUUCAUCUCCGAUCAGUUCUGGGCUAGAUGGCUAAAAGAGUACCUCCCCGUAAUUACUCGACGAACCAAGUGGUUCGAAGAAACUAAAGAUCUAGAAGUUGGCGACCUGGUACUGGUGGCUGGUGGAACGGCGAGGAACCAGUGGAUUCGAGGAAGGAUUGAGCAAGUGUUCCCGGGACGGGACGGCCGGGUUCGUCAAGCGCUGGUUGGAACGUCAUCUGGGACCCUACGAAGAUCAGCCGCAAGAAUUGCUGUUUUGGACGUCGUGAAGAAUUGUGAAGCAAGUUCAAGGUUUCAAGGAGUUCCUGAUUCUCACCAAGCUUCACGGGUGGGGGAUUGUUACGACGGGGUCCCUCGUUACGCCGACACCGCUGAGUAUGUCGUGUCAUCGGUCGACCGACAGCUGCCCGAGACACGUAAUCAAACUGACAGAAAGAAGAUGUGA
Messenger RNA from Aedes albopictus (Asian tiger mosquito), 6143 nucleotides. RefSeq lists its product as uncharacterized. Bases 186 to 6143 code for a protein of 1985 amino acids. Gene Ontology annotation, biological process: DNA integration. Gene Ontology annotation, molecular function: zinc ion binding; nucleic acid binding. The transcript has 2 exons. The record is from RefSeq and is a predicted model, not a curated record. NCBI's taxonomy places the organism in Eukaryota, Metazoa, Arthropoda, Insecta, Diptera, Culicidae.